GUCACUCCACAACUCCGAAUAUCAAAAAUGUUUAGCAAAUCAAGUACACAUAUGGACCAUGUGCGUCCGUUUUGGUUCACAGCAACCACCCAACCCAAAGCGGAAGCGCUCACUCUUACCACCGUCCUCACUCUUGAUGAGUGGGAUCAGCUCAAGCGUUUGACAGAGAUAUGGCAGGGUACGUCCCAUUUCUGCUACUUGGCUCGCAUUCGUCGUGAGUACGAUGCCAGCCCUUCAUUACAGCAAUACGUGGAUCUCCAUCUGGUGAUACGGCCGGACGCCCGACACGAAGAAUUUCCAAUCUUUAGUACCGGCGGAAUGCAAGAAGCACGUAACCUUGCACGACUGUUCAGUCGAUCCAAAUAUUUUGUGGCCAUGCCAGUCACCACGUUGUGGACGACCAAUUUGACCAAUGCCGUGGAAGAAUACAAGGAUAUUUUGGAUGAAGGAGACGUGCUAGUGGUCCCGACUUUUGCGUUUCCGAGAAGACACAAUGGGAUGAUAGAAACGUCUUGGCCAAAGGAGAGAGAAGGCAUCAUUGAAUGGGUGCGUGCCGGUCGUAUGGGCAUGCUUGAUUAUCAUUGGCCCAUGAACCGCGGACCUUCUUCGUGGCCCGAGUGGCAGGAAGCUGAGGAAGCCUACUUGGUGACAGAAUACGAUUUCCAUUAUAACCCCGUUUACAUCGCAACUCGCGACGAUCAUCCUUGGUGUGAGGAACGAUUUGAAGAUCAAUUGUCCGCUUGUGUCUACUCUAUGUUCCUGGCCGGCUCCGACUUGUUUGUGUUACAUGACAAUUUCAUUGUGCGCACAGGACAAGAGCCCGAAGAUAAAUUGACGGAGACCGAGCGCGCAAUGCAAGUGGCUUUCUACAAGAACUUCCGUAUUGAACAGUGUGUAUUUUACGCACGGCAGUUUGACCAGAACGGAUUGUUCGAUACAGAAAUAGCCAGCCAUGUGAAACAAGAGUGUGCGAAAGCACUGGGCAGUCUGCAGAAGGAAAAAAUGAUUGGAAAACCGCAUCAGCAUUAA
Radiomyces spectabilis is the source of this 1029-nucleotide messenger RNA. RefSeq lists its product as uncharacterized. The record is from RefSeq and is a predicted model, not a curated record. Lineage: Eukaryota; Fungi; Mucoromycota; Mucoromycetes; Mucorales; Radiomycetaceae. Gene Ontology annotation, biological process: protein O-linked glycosylation via mannose. Gene Ontology annotation, molecular function: glucuronosyltransferase activity; xylosyltransferase activity. The transcript is spliced from 5 exons. The annotation marks the transcript as partial.